Molecule: messenger RNA, 414 nt
Organism: Nilaparvata lugens (brown planthopper)
Lineage: Eukaryota; Metazoa; Arthropoda; Insecta; Hemiptera; Delphacidae
Exons: 3
Coding region: 1-351 (116 amino acids)
Source: RefSeq, a predicted model, not a curated record
AUGGCCUACGAUGACACCACUAUAAUCUCUUCUGGUCGGAAUCCAACUCAGGCUCUACAGGUGGCAGAAGUUGUGUUUGGAGAAGCUAGGAUGUGGCUGGAAACAAAUAAGCUCCAAUUGAAUCUUGGCAAGACUCAGAGGCUGCUCUGUUCAUUGGCACAACAUAGCCCUGAUCAUCACAGUGUGUCCCUCCUUGGAUUUAUCAUCGAUCCUGAGAUCAAAUGGAAUUGUCACAUUGAGGAACUGUGUAAGAGGCUGGCAAGAGUGACCGAGUGUGACCUAUCUACUACGGAAGCUGACACAGCUGAUCCAUAUCAAAUGCUGUGGGGUCAAUGCACCAACCGCCCAUGAUGUGCUGCACCUACAGAAAAAAGCCCUGAGAAUACCUUCUCAGACUUCAGGUAUCAUUGCCGG